This is a messenger RNA of Linum trigynum, 675 nucleotides long. The record is from the annotation of a GenBank genome assembly. Lineage: Eukaryota; Viridiplantae; Streptophyta; Magnoliopsida; Malpighiales; Linaceae.
AUGAGUUUCAUCUUCGGCAAGCGAAAAACUCCCGCAGAGCUUCUGCGAGAGAACAAGCGGAUGCUGGACAAGUCGAUUCGCGAGAUUGAGAGGGAAAGGCAAGGUCUACAAACCCAAGAAAAGAAACUGAUUGCAGAGAUCAAGAAAAACGCCAAGCAGGGGCAAAUGGGUGCUGUCAAAAUAAUGGCCAAGGACCUUAUUCGUACGAGACAUCAGAUCGAAAAGUUCUAUAAGCUCAAGUCACAGCUCCAGGGUGUAUCUCUUAGAAUUCAGACGUUGAAAUCAACACAAGCAAUGGGAGAAGCCAUGAAAGGCGUGACAAAGGCUAUGGGCCAGAUGAAUAAGCAGAUGAACUUGCCAGCCCUACAAAAAAUUAUGAUGGAAUUCGAGAAACAGAACGAGAGGAUGGAGAUGGUGAGCGAGGUAAUGGGAGAUGCAAUGGACGACGCAUUGGGAGACGACGACGAGGAAGAGGAAACAGAAGAGCUAGUGAGCCAGGUUCUUGAUGAGAUCGGGAUCAACGUCAAUCAGGAGCUGGUGAAUGCGCCGUCUUCGGCUGUAGCUGCACCAGCAGCAAAGGGUAAGGUUGCACAGGUAGAAUCAGCAGCAGAGGGUGAAGACAGUGGGAUAGAUAGUGACCUACAGGCUAGGUUAGACAACUUAAGGAAGAUGUAA